AUGGUGAAUAAGUCGAUGAACCGUGAAAACCCGUCUGUCGCGUCAAACACGGCUUGGGUACCGUCGGCAGCGGUGUCCUCAUCGGGCUCGUCAUCAGCAACAGCACUAUGUGGCCCAAACUCUAUUACCACAACCAGCACAACAACAACAGAUCGUAGCGGUAGCCGCUCUGGAUCUCCGCCUUCGCAGUUUAUGGGUCCUACGGCACCAAACCACGGCGUGGCAGCUCCACAUCAGAAGAAUCUCGCACGCGUUCAAGCAACAGCUCCCCCAGUUCCAGUGGUCACUUGUUCCCCGUCUUCGCUUUCAACUCAAAGCGUAGCUCCACAGAUUGCAACUAUUGGCGCCACCGAACAUACUGAUAGCAGCGCAGAGGUGCUCUCGGUUUUUGAAUGUCCUGUUUGCUUGGAAUACAUGCUACCGCCAUACCUACAAUGUCAAGCUGGUCACCUAGUUUGCGGUAAUUGUCGUCCAAAACUGCAGUGCUGCCCGACCUGCCGUGGACCAACACCCAGCGUUCGUAACCUUGGUCUUGAAAAGAUUGCCAACACUGUUCGUUUUCCAUGCAAAUUCGCCUCCUCCGGUUGUCCACUUUUCUUUUAUCACUUCGACAAAGUCGAACAUGAGGAAACUUGUGAAUGCCGCCCUUACAGCUGUCCUUGCCCUGGUGCUGCAUGUAAAUGGCAGGGAGCCUUAAACGAUGUCAUGGACCAUCUCAAGAAAGUACACAAAAGCAUAACUACUUUACAAGGAGAGGACAUUGUAUUCCUUGCGACAGAUAUCAAUUUACCUGGUGCAGUCGACUGGGUCAUGAUGCAGAGCUGCUUUGGCUACAACUUCAUGCUUGUACUAGAAAAACAAGAAAAAUUCGACCAUGGACAGCAAGUUUUUUACGCUGUUGUGCAGCUUAUUGGUGCUAAAAAAGAAGCAGACAAUUUUAUGUAUCGUUUGGAAUUGUCUACACAUCGUCGUCGCCUUUGUUGGGAAGCUACACCACGUUCUAUUCAUGAAGGUGUAGCUCAUGCAAUUCAGCUAUCAGAUUGCCUUGCCUUUGACACUCCUACGGCUCAGCUGUUUGCGGAAAAUGGAAACCUCGGGAUUAAUGUUACUAUCAGCAUGGUGUAA
Ostertagia ostertagi is the source of this 1125-nucleotide messenger RNA. NCBI's taxonomy places the organism in Eukaryota, Metazoa, Nematoda, Chromadorea, Rhabditida, Trichostrongylidae. The record is from the annotation of a GenBank genome assembly.